Molecule: messenger RNA, 1697 nt
Organism: Haliotis rubra (blacklip abalone)
Lineage: Eukaryota; Metazoa; Mollusca; Gastropoda; Lepetellida; Haliotidae
Product: DNA-3-methyladenine glycosylase-like
Exons: 3
Coding region: 108-1073 (321 amino acids)
Biological process (GO): base-excision repair
Molecular function (GO): DNA binding; alkylbase DNA N-glycosylase activity
Source: RefSeq, a predicted model, not a curated record
CAUUAUUGCAUUUCCGGGAUAACUCUCAUGGCCUGAAAACCUGCUGAUAGAUCCGGCUACAAACAUUUAAACGUUUCCAUGACCACGCCAGACACCUAGCACCGAACAUGUCAACAAGGAGGAGGAGGCAGCAAAACAAGAAGUCGGUUGGUGCACCUACAGCUCCCAAAGUCCUAAAAACAGAUGUUGAGGAACUUACUUCAAUUGCAGGACCAUCUGCAGAUGGAGGCUCAGGAGAAAAACACAAACCCUGUCAGAAUUCCAAACUUUCCAAAUUAACAUCUAAAUUAACUAAAGCUGAUUCAGCAGAAACUGGUGCUGACAUAAAUUCUGAAGACAAAAGCAGUCCCUACUUUUCCAAAGUCAAAAGUCCUGAAGAACUGGAUGAUUCAUCAGUCGAGGACUUGGGAGAGGCUGCGCAGCCAAAGCGACUGUCUAGAGCAUUUUAUGAGCAGUCAUGUGAGGAUCUAGGUAAAGCUCUGCUAGGGCAGGUACUUGUGCGAAUUCACAACGGUGAGAGAUUAACUGGAAGGAUAGUUGAAACCGAGUCUUAUCUUGGCCGGAGAGAUAAGGCUGCUCAUUCCUACAAGGGAAAGACAGACCGAAACUCUGCCAUGUUCAUGGAUCCUGGCACAGCCUACGUCUACAACAUCUAUGGAAUGUACUGUUGCAUGAACAUAUCAAGUCAAGGAGAGGGUGAGGCUGUCCUAUUGCGAUCCCUGGAGCCUGUGGAGGGCAAGGGUGUGAUGAGCACCAUUAGAGCAGCUAACCGUAAGAAGGAUAGUCCCUGCAAACCAAUGAAAGACCAUGACCUCUGUAAUGGUCCUUCCAAGCUGACCCAGGCACUGAAGAUUGACAAGGCAUCGACCAAUCAGGUGGAUCUUCUUUCCCAUGAUGCCAUCUGGCUGGAAGAAGGGGAGAAGGUGCCAGCAGCUAAAAUGGUGGUCAGCAAGCGGAUAAACAUCAACUAUGCUGAGGAGUGGAAGGAUAAACCGCUGAGAUUCUACGAACUGGGAAAUCGGUGUGUUAGUGUUAGGGACAAGGAGGCUGAAAAACUGAUGAAGGACAGUUAGUUGAGACGACCAAAUUUCAUCCAUUUUGUUAUCAGCUAGACAUAUGAUUUUUAGAUGGAAACAUUGAACUGAUCAACUCUUGUUGAUGUAAUUGAAUGAGUAGGUAUAUUUAUUAGUAAUACGCAGCUGAUGGAGUGUAGACAUUUCAACCCCUGUGUUUGUAGGAUGAAAUGUGUCCAGAAAUAUUCAAUAUGAAAUGAAUCAGAUGCAAGUGUGUGAUAUCUGUUACAACUAGAUACAGACACAUUUUAAGACCGCAUUCAGGGAGUGAGUGAGUGGUAUUUCAGUUAUAUCAAGGAAUUUCAAAUUGACAUAAGUCAUAGUCACUUCUACUUUGAUGAAACAUGUAUGGGUAUCUUGUAUUGUGCUCAGGUAGAUCCAACCAACAAACCUCAGCUUAUACAUUGUUGUGUGAAACUCAUCAAGUCAUCCCUUUGAUGAACUUGUACACUGGGCAUACUACACUACUCAGAAGAAGUUAAGCACCACCAUUUAUAUUACUAUUGUUAAUCUGUCCUUAACCUUUUUUGAGUAGUAUAGAUAUUGUUUCAAUCUUAAUUGUUAUGAAUGAUUUAAUUAUUGUAUGUUGGAAUAUAUUUUAGGAAAAUAAACAAAUCAACAUUA